AUGUCUGGUGGAUCACAAGAACAACAUCAAUUAGUCGUUCCUAAUGUGUAUGAUUCCAAUUCGCAUACUCAAACAAAUGGUGGUCGUGAAAUACAAGAGUAUCGAGAAGAACAAGAAAUAGCAUUACAAAAACAAGACAAUCAAGCAACAUCAGAAAUUGUAGAAGAAAAAGAAGAAGAAAAUGAUGGUUUCAUAGAUUAUUUAGAUGAUUACAAUCCAAUGAAUACUCUUAUCAUUAUUGAUUUACCAUGGCCACAAGCAACAGAGUGA
Molecule: messenger RNA, 270 nt
Organism: Rotaria sordida
Lineage: Eukaryota; Metazoa; Rotifera; Eurotatoria; Philodinida; Philodinidae
Source: the annotation of a GenBank genome assembly